Messenger RNA from Aureococcus anophagefferens, 3273 nucleotides. RefSeq lists its product as hypothetical. Gene Ontology annotation, biological process: DNA damage checkpoint signaling; DNA repair. NCBI's taxonomy places the organism in Eukaryota, Pelagophyceae, Pelagomonadales, Pelagomonadaceae. The coding region runs from base 1 to 3273 and encodes 1090 amino acids. The transcript is spliced from 4 exons. The record is from RefSeq and is a predicted model, not a curated record. Gene Ontology annotation, cellular component: checkpoint clamp complex.
AUGUCGUGCUUCAGCGCGCGCCUCGACAGCGCGGCGCUCGUGACGUCGCUCAUCGAGUGCCUCAUCGAAGAGAAGCGGAGCGAGGUCGUGGCGCACAUCGCCAUCGACGCCGCGGGCCUCGAGCUUCACGUCGUUGGUCGUUCAAAGUCCACGCACGCGACGCUGACGCUGCCCGUGUCGUGCUUCGCGGCCUUCGACUGCGUCGACGAGACCGGCGCGCCGUUCGUGCGCGGCGGCGACCAGGAGCCGAUUGCGUUCUCCGUCGACGUGCGCGCGCUCGUCGAGUGCCUCAAGCUCUUCGGCGCGGCCGGCGCGGACCUCGAGGUGAGCCUGAGCUACGCGCCGGCGACGGAGGUCUUCAAGCUGACGCUCGAGGAGCCCGGCGCGUUCACGUCCUGCGACGUGCACGUGCUCGAGGACUCGAACGACCUCGAGGGCGCGACGGACAUGGCGGGCGCGUUCCGCGACGCGCCGACGGCGGCCAAGACGCUCGCGACGUCGGCGACGCUCCGCGACGUCGUCGCCGACUUCGACGAGUCCGCCGUGGGCUCGUCGACGAUCAAGGUCUCCGUGCACUUCCGCCUCGCCGCGUCCGGCUCCGUGGGCUGCGUCCAGAUCGACGUGCCCCGCGACGCCUUCGUCGUCUUCGAGGCGCCGGAGGAGACGCGCAGCUGGACCUACCAGACCCAGGCCUUCCUCCACGGCAUGAAGGCGCUCCCGCACUCGCACGAGACCUACGUCCGCGUCAACGACCACGGCAUGCUGCUCGUGCAGCACAUGGUCGCCAACGACCGCGGCGCGGGCGACAACAUGUACCUCGAGUACCUCUGCUGCUCCGACACGGACGACCACCUCCCCGACGCGCCGCCGCCGGGCGAGCGGCCCGCGGACGCGUCCCAGGCCGCCGCGACCUUCGCCACGAUGGCCCCAUCCCCAAAUAUCCUCGCGCCGCCGCCCGCUUCCGCGCCGCCCGCCGCUUCCGCGCCGCCGGCCGCGCCCACGCCCACGUCCCCGCCCGCGUCGCCGGCCGCGCCGAAGAGCGCGUCGAGCGACGGGGAGACCUGGUUCUUCAACUGCCGCUGCGGCGAGAAGGGCUGGGGCCUCGACGACGGGACCGCGCAGUGGCAGUGCGAGAAGUGCCACUCGUGGCAGCACGAGCGGUGCGUGUCCAUCGGCGGCGGCGGCGUGCCGUCGCCCUACCUCUGCCACGAGUGCGCGCCCGUCGCGGCGCCCAAGUGCGUCCUCGCGCGGGCGGCCGCGCGGCCGCUCGAGCCCGAGAAGUCGCAGUACGAGAUCGAGCGCGACGAGCGCAUCAAGCGGAACGCGGACUUCCUCGCGAGCCUGGGCCUCGGCGGCGGCCUCGCGCCCACGGAGGAGAAGAAGAAGGUCAAGAAGCCCGCGGUGAAGAAGCGCAAGGCCGAGCCGCGCGAGCCCGCGCGGAAGAGCUCGCGCGUCCGCGGCGAGGCGGCCAAGGACUACGUCGCCGAGGACGGCGGCGGCGACGACGGCGGCGAGGCGGCGGCCUGGACGCCCCGCGCGGCGCGCGCGCCCCGGGGCAAGCGCCUGCCCGCCGCGGCCGUCGCGGAGCUCGAGCGCCAGUGCGGCGAGGUCCGGUCGCUGACCGCGGCGGAGCGCGCGGCGGCCGGCGUCGCGCGCGCGGGCCUGGCGGAGUACGGCAACGCCGCGGGCCGCGCGCGCGCGUACCUCGCCACCGUCGAGGGCCUGCGGCGGCCCCGGUGGCUCGAGACGCUCGAGGCGUCGUCGAUCCUCGCGGGCAAGUCGCAGUCGAACCGCGACAAGGUCAUGGUCGUGCUCGAGAAGUGCGCCGCGGGCCUCGGCGUCGGCGCCGUCGCCUGGCCCCAGCCCUUCCUCUGCGACGCGGAGCUGCCGAUGACGCUCGGCGCCGACGUCGAGAUGCUCAAGUACUGCGGCAAGCGAUUGGAGUGCGCGCACGGCGCGGACAUCUCCAACGGCUGGGCCUACAGCCACGCCUUCGGCAAGCUCAAGGCCUACCAGACGGCGCUCCUCGGCGAGGCGGCCUUCGACGCGCCGCCGCUGUCGGAGCUCGACGACGACGCCGUCGAGGCGCUCGUGCCGGACCACAUCAAGACCGUCUGCGCCGCGCGGCCCGUGACGCCCGAGCCCGCGCCGGCGCCGGAGGGCAGCGGCGCCGCGGCGCCCGCGGCGCCCGAGGCCGAGGCCGCGCCCGCGGCGCCCGAGCCGGAGCCCGCGGCCGCGCCCGAGUCCGAGCGCGCCGCGACGCCCGAGUCCGAGCGCGCCGCGACGCCGCCGCCGGAGCCCAUGGACCUCGACGGCGGGACGCCCGUCGACCGGCUCAAAGCCAUGGAGGAGCGCAUCCUCGAGGAGCGCCGCGCCCGCGAGGCGCCCGCGGACGCGCCGCUCCCGGAGCCGGAGGCGCCGCCCGCGGAGGCGCCGCCCGCGGCGCCCGCCGCGGCGGAGGCGCCCGUCGUCGCCGAGGCGCCCGUCGUCGCCGAGGCGCCCGCGCCGGCCGAGGCCGCCGCGCCGGCCGCCGAGAAAAAGCAGACGGACCUCCGCUCCUUCUUCGCGCCCAAGCCCAAGAAGCAGCCGGAGCCGAAGAAGCAGCAGACCCUCGACUCAGCUCGUUCGAGCAUGAAGCUCUUGCAAGCUUGUCUGCUCCUGGCAGCGCCAACAACGCCGCUGCUCAUGCUCUCGCAGGCGCCCACGCCUCUGCUCUUGGUGGACCUCGAUGCUCUGCUCGCCGUGGACCUCGAAAGCAUCGGAGCCAUGAGUUGUGCGGAGCGCGCGGACGUCCUGAGCGACGCGCUGUUCGUCCACGCGCGGGUGACGUCGACGCGCGACGCGACGACGAGCUUCCACAAGAGCACGGCCGCGGCGCUCGCGACGCUCGACUGCCCGCUGCCGCGCGGCGGCGCCUACCUCUGCAUGGGCCUGCAGACGCAGCCCGACGCCGACUACUUCUGGGCCCGCGCCACGGGCCCCGGCGCGCGGCGCGCGGCGCCGGGCAUCGGCCUCGCGGCCGGCGACGGCUCCGUCGAUCUGCGCUGGCUCUCGGACGCCGAGGCCGCGGCGCGCGGCGACCAGCCCCAGACGGGCGACGGCAAGUGGUCCGAGUGGGUCGAGUACCUCGCCGUCGGCGACGAGGUCGACCUCGUGCCCCGCGACGUCGCCGGCGCUCUCGAGGCCUUCGGCGGCGCGGUGCGCGGCGUCACGCGGCGCGAGCGGCCGCCGGGCGCGCAGCCGCUGCUCAAGGGCGCGUGGACGUGGACCUAG